AUGGCAUCAGUUCAAUCAUUGCCAUUAUCCUCACACUUGUCAGAAGCAACUACAUCAAUAAUGCCUUCAGAUAUUUCUCAAAGUAAACAAAACUUACCAUACAGAGGAUCAAAUGCUACCGAAACACUUAGCCUCUUUGAUAAUGAAAAUUUAAAUCAUGGCAAUUUCCUGGAAAUGAUCCGUAUUAUAUCAAAGAAUGAUCAAAUACUUAGAGAUCAUUUAGAGAAGGCUAUUUUAAAAAGCAAACGUAGAAAAGAUACGCUUAAACUGUCUAACAAAUCAAAAUCGAAGGGAAGAGGUUCUCUCAUAACCUUGUUGUCAAAAACAACUGUCAACAAAGUUAUUGAUGCUGUUCUUGAUCAAAUCAGGAAUUUAAUAAAAAAGGAGAUUGGUAACAAACGGUUUAGUUUGCAAAUGGAUAGUACUCAAGACAUUUGCGUUUAUGAUCAAGCAACCAUUUGCCUACGAUACAUAUAUAAUGGUAAAAUAACAGAAAGGCUUUUUACACUUACAAAAGUUACGAACUCUUCUGGAAAAGGAUUUUUUGAUAUCUUGAGUGAAUGCUUUUUAAAACAUGGAAUUCAAAUGAGAAAUAUAAUUGGAGAAUCAUUUGAUGGUGCUGCAAAUAUGCGGGGGGAAUUUGUUGGAUUGCAAGCUCUUAUUAGACAAGAGGCUCCAGGUAGCUUGUAUAUUUGGUGUUAUAGUCACAUAUUAAAUCUCUAUAUAUGUGAUUCAUGCGAUAAUAUUGAAGGCAAAAUUUUAUUUGGAUUAUUGAACAGACUAGCAACUUUCUUUGGUGAAUCAUAUAAAAGGAUGGACGCUUGGGUGAAACAGAAUAACUCAACUGGCCAAAAUAAAUUAAGAAGGCUGCAAAAAAUAGGUGAGACAAGGUGGUGGGCACGUGAAAAAUCCCUUAAAUGGAUAUAUGGCAAAGAGAGCUUACUUUUAAUAACGAUAAGUGCACUUCGAAAUACAUCUAUUUUAGCUUCUGAUAAUGUCCCAACUAUUUCUAGGGAGUUGAACCUAAUAUUGACUCCUCUUCAGAUAACAAGCCAUGUCCUAACCUCAGUUAAUGAUUGUAGUACAGGUGGUGAUUCCGUCAUUAAUAAAAGAAAAAGAUGGCAGAUCAAUCAAAAAAAGAAACGCACUAGGGAUAGCGAGGACCUACAAAAUAGAACAUUCUCUUAUUUAUCAACUUACGGAGAGUAUCUGUGUACAGACUGCUCUACCAAAAAUUCGAAUAGGACGAGCAAAUAUAUAGUGAUGAAGGCCAGGAUAAACGUCCUCAAGAAUCGAUUGACCUUUAUAGGGUUGAAGUAUUUCGUCCUAUAA
This is a messenger RNA of Gordionus sp. m RMFG-2023, 1332 nucleotides long. Its product is annotated as zinc finger MYM-type protein 1-like. The record is from RefSeq and is a predicted model, not a curated record. NCBI's taxonomy places the organism in Eukaryota, Metazoa, Nematomorpha, Gordioida, Chordodea, Parachordodidae. The transcript is spliced from 5 exons. Bases 1 to 1332 code for a protein of 443 amino acids.